AUGCCAUUUUUAAUUAUCGGUGUUGGCUCGGACGACGUUUUCAUUAUUAUUCAUGCCAUGCGCAAAACGAAUAAGAGGAUGUCUCUUGAAGACCAAAUCGCGGUAACUAUGGAAGAAGCUGGACCAUCUAUCACAGUCACAUCGCUAACCAAUAUCCUCUCGUUUGCAAUUGGUAUUUUAACACCAACACCUGCGAUUUCCAUUUUCUGCCUUUACACUUGUGUCGGCCUUGCUGUGGACUUCGUGUACCAGCUCACCUUCUUUGUGGCAGCCCUCGUCUAUGAGGAGAUUCGGAUUACUGAGCCAGAAAAACCUCCUAUCUCGAAUAAGGCAAGCUCGGAGGAUGUCAAUAUUCACCUCCGAGAUGUUUCCAAAGAAAAAAUGAUCGGAUGUAGAGAAUUCUCUGUGCGAUGUCUAGCUGGAGGAGUGCUCUGA
Messenger RNA from Haemonchus placei, 435 nucleotides. The record is from the annotation of a GenBank genome assembly. NCBI's taxonomy places the organism in Eukaryota, Metazoa, Nematoda, Chromadorea, Rhabditida, Trichostrongylidae.